UUCUCAUUUUUGUUAAUCACGCGAAAAUAAAAUCGAAAAAAUUUCAGAUAAUUUUUAGAAAAAUGUGUUCACAAAGGGAUAAGGAAGUUUUGCAUAUGAUUUUAAAUCCAAAUUUACCCUUCAAUUUUGAAAAUGAAAAGGAGAAGGAAGAAAAUAAAGAGGAUUAUUCACAUUUACAAAAUUACAAAGAAAGUGAAAUUCAAAAUUUGGAAGGUGUAAAGUUGGCCGAGGAAGAAAAAUUGGAAGAGGCUUUGGAAAAGUUUAAUAGUGCUAUUGAAAUUUGCCCACAAAAUCCAUCUGUUUACAACAAUCGAGCACAGCUAUAUCUUCUUAUGAAAAAGCUUGAUGAAGCUCGACUUGAUUUGAAUAAGUCACUUGAUUUAAGUAAAGGCAAGGGUAAUUGCGCUGCACAGGCAUAUGUUCAACUUGCUUUGAUUCAUCGUUUAAAUGGAGAGGAGGAAUUUGCAAAGAUUGAAUUCGAAAAAGCUUCAGAAUUGGGAUCUAGCUUUGCCAAAAAACAAUUGGUAGCUAUGAAUCCAUAUGCAGCCAUGUGCAACAAAAUGCUAGGAGAAAUAAUGGUAAAAUUACGACAUGGAGAAGGAAAUGAUUAA
Messenger RNA from Meloidogyne enterolobii, 611 nucleotides. The record is from the annotation of a GenBank genome assembly. Lineage: Eukaryota; Metazoa; Nematoda; Chromadorea; Rhabditida; Meloidogynidae.